AUGUUGAAUAUCAAGGAAAGCGAAGACCUGGAAUACAAACUUUAUUAUUCAAGCAUUCCAUUUCUUGUCAUUGGCUUUAUCGGCAAUGUGCUGCUUAUUCGAAUUGUGCACAAGACAGGAGAAAUGCAUACCCCGACAAAUUUUCUUUUGGCGAGCAUGGCUGCUAGCGAUAUCAUCACCAUUUUGCUCUGGUCCUUCUACUUCUUUGAAUUUGCAAAAUUCNAAACUUUAUUAUUCAAGCAUUCCAUUUCUUGUCAUUGGCUUUAUCGGCAAUGUGCUGCUUAUUCGAAUUGUGCACAAGACAGGAGAAAUGCAUACCCCGACAAAUUUUCUUUUGGCGAGCAUGGCUGCUAGCGAUAUCAUCACCAUUUUGCUCUGGUCCUUCUACUUCUUUGAAUUUGCAAAAUUCGUUUGCAAAUUUGUCGUUCUUAUUGAAAUCUCCAUAAAGGUAUCUUCUGUCACUCUUACAGUGCUAGCAAUAGAAAGAUACAACGCUAUAUUGACGCCAUUCAGAGCAGGUUUGUGGUUAACUCAAGACAAAAUUAAGUACACCAUCUGUUUCAUUUGGUUCUCAAGCCUUGUUAUUUGCUUCCCAGAAUUUUCUCUAAAAGAAUGGAGUGAGACAGAGGAGACAUGCAUCGGUCCAUGGACCUUUUACAUGAGUCAAGCAAGCAAAAUUUAUGUUAUCGCAAAUGUUACAAUUCUUUGCAUUGAAAUAGUGACCAUAUUUUACUGCUAUGGAUGCUUGAUAAGGGAACUGUACUUUUCUAAUAGAGUUUACCCGCAAACAGAAAGAGAUGCAUCGUCGGAGAAAAAGAAGCUCGUUAUCACUUUGAUGUUGGCAACAACACCACUGCUUAUUAGCUUCACGCCACUUGUAGCUUUUUACACAUUUAUACCGACACGAAAUGGGGAACAGUUAGAUAUAGACUACGAGUUAUAUUCUAAUCUUGUAGGUGUAUUUGAUUUUAAUAUGAUCGUUUUCAGUUUGUGUUUCAACCCGAUUAUUUAUGGUUUUCGCACCAGCAAAUUCCGUGAGCAGCUUAAAAACCAAAUUCUCUGCCGCAGACCGUCGCCGCAGAAUGUGUAUCCAUGA
Messenger RNA from Porites evermanni, 1096 nucleotides. The record is from the annotation of a GenBank genome assembly. Lineage: Eukaryota; Metazoa; Cnidaria; Anthozoa; Scleractinia; Poritidae.